Messenger RNA from Sycon ciliatum, 1667 nucleotides. RefSeq names its product LIM/homeobox protein Lhx5-like. Bases 140 to 1138 code for a protein of 332 amino acids. NCBI's taxonomy places the organism in Eukaryota, Metazoa, Porifera, Calcarea, Leucosolenida, Sycettidae. The transcript is spliced from 2 exons. Gene Ontology annotation, cellular component: nucleus. Gene Ontology annotation, molecular function: RNA polymerase II transcription regulatory region sequence-specific DNA binding; DNA-binding transcription factor activity, RNA polymerase II-specific. The record is from RefSeq and is a predicted model, not a curated record. Gene Ontology annotation, biological process: regulation of transcription by RNA polymerase II; neuron differentiation.
AUUUAGUUAAUCGAUUUUGUGUCCCAUAAUUAUUUCCUUCUGGUCCAAUCCUCACAGCUGCAGCUUGUGCAGCAAGGACAUCACUGGUGGCUCGUACUGUCAGACAUUCGGCAUAAUCGCCAUCCAUCAGCAGUGCUGCAUGUGUGCAGUGUGUAACACGCGGCCAGCCGCAACGGACGCCUUGUUUAUGCAGCCCAACGCCGUGAUGAAAUGCUUCUGGUGUGCCAGUGGUACUACAACACCAGCCACUGAGCGAGAUUCCGGUGUGGUGCCUCAUUCAACAAUGCCUGCUACAACAGAAGAUUUACAAAGCAUGCUCAUGUCUCCGCCAUUGGAGUUAAGUCCGACAUCGCACCAACACUCCUCAACGCAUGUGUCAUCAUCUCUGCCUCAAAACCAGACGGCACAGUUGGGUAUGGGCAUUGCAGAUCUGUGGUCUGGUCACACAAACGACGCGGAAUUCGAUUUAUCACCAGAAGCAUCUUCACCAAAGGGCCAAACAACCAGCGAAGGACACAUAGGCACAGUGAGUGACAGCGCCUCCCCUGGACUUCAAAAUUCGGAGAGAUCUCGGUCAGAUGAAGCGAACAAAGAACGAGGUCCUCGCACACACAUCAAACCAGAACAGCUUUCAGUGCUCAUGAAUACGUUUCAAUGCAAUCCCAAGCCCCCCAAACAUGUUCAGGAAAGGGUUGCCAAGGAAACUGGCUUGACGAAGAGAGUGGUGCAAGUAUGGUUUCAGAAUAAAAGAUCUAAGGAGAAGAGAAUUCGCAUGAUGCAACGACUGCAGGUUUCUGAUCUAGCCUUGUACAACUUAAUGUCUGGCAACAUCCAUCCCAGUGUAUAUUUCAAUCGGGCAGCUGUUCUACCAUAUCUGUACGACCAGUACCACCUAGGUCAACAUAUGACUGCACCGGUGGAUGUGACGAACGAUUUUCAAACAUCUGAAUGUCCUCAGCCACAUGCCCAGCCGGCACAGCUCGAACAGCCAACAUUCAAUGGCCAUAGUGGAUUCGUGGACAACACUGCAACACUAGCUGAUGGUCGGCGCACCACCGUCAAUGAGGCGCAAACGAAACUGCCCCACCCGGCUGCAACACCACGAACGGCUCGACCACACUAUGCAAACAGAUCAUAGCAAAUAGGUUUAAGUGACAAAGCUGCUCACAGACUAGAUUCAUGCACAUGCCAUUUUUCUGAUCAAGCCCUGAACAAGUUUUGAAAUGUGAAAAAGUUUUUUUAAAUAUGUAUUCUAUCUACUUGAACAUGUAGCUAAUACACUCAAAAUCAUGUCACGAAGUUCAAAAGAAGCUUUCGAACAUGCGAGGAAUGAACUAUCAAUAUCAUAUUCUUAUAAUUUAUCCAUUCAAGAAAUUGUUGAAGAUCUUGAUUGACAAUAUUAAUAGUUACAGUUCGCAUGUCACUCAUGGAAGGAUCCAUGGGCUUAACAAUUGUAAAUGGCACAGUGAAUAUUUGUCAUUUUUAAAACCCCCAGAAAGUAUUCUAACAGUGUGGUGAUUUUGCAUUCCCAAACCAUACUCACAACUUUCCUAUAUUAUACUGUACAUGUACAUUGUAAGAGGUGUGAUCAACGCUGCAGGACACACUGAGUAGCCCUAUGGGUUCCCACGUCUUCAUUAACAAUAGUAUGCAAUUGGCACGAGUCA